AUGGAAUCUCUUAGAGCGGGGUCUGGUCUGCCGACCAGGCCCGUGGAAGGCUCUCGCAGCAGACGGUUGGCCGAACCCGGAAGUCUGCUGGGCCCGACGAGGCCGUUGAACAGAACAACCAAGAGGGAGGAAGUUCCGCGAUCAUUACCGAGGCCUUCUUCGGGCUCGCGCCCAAGUGCAGGCAGAAGCGUUUCUCAGCCUUCGCCUUCUACUCGACGACCUUCGAUCCCAACACCAACACCACGACCCGGCCUGAACCACCAAGCACAAUCAUGGGGUUCUACCAGCACCUCAACAACUUCUAAUCCCAAUGUCCUUCGAAGGAAGAAGUCGUCCCUGUCCCGCGAUGUCACGACAACUCGCAAUGGAUCAUCUCGAACGAGCUCCUUAUCAUCCCAGCAAAAACAACAGAGCUCGCUUGACCCGGAACGUUUUGGAACACCACUGGAUCGGGAACUCACCUGCAGCCCAGCCGAGAUUCAAGUUGCAGAGGUGAUUGAGGUAACGAAGCCUGGAAGGUCAUCGGUCAUCUACCCUGAGCUCGACCGAUAUCGAAACUUCCGACGACCUUCAGAUAGCUCGGAGACCCAUAUUGAAGUUCCAUUUCGAUUAGCGACACACGACCUUCCGCCUCCUACCCCGGCCAGUUUGCUCUUUUCCGGAACUAGUGGUAGUCCUUCGACUAGGUUUUCGGAAUCUCCUGGACCAGGCCCUUACAGCCGUGACACCACACCGACUUCGAUUGCUUCCCAGUCGCCUUGCCUGAUUGUGCCUCAUCGCAGCAACCCAGUCAAAGGCCGAUUACAAAGUCCUUCUAUCACUAGGCCCCCGGUUACUAGACGAAGGGCUGGCAGCAUCCCGAAUGAGGUCGAUGCCAUCACUGCUGAUCCCCAUGGAUUGGCGUCUGUUAGAGAAUCAUUGGCUUCUUCUUCCUCAAACUCGACUGUUCGAGAAGCCACCAUCAAGAAGCACAAGAAACUGCCACCACCACCCCCAAGCCCUCCACCACGAAAGUCUUCACAGCACUUUAGGGAGGAUACCUCAUCGCCAAGGAGCGUGCGAAAGGUAUCACGGCCUGUUCUGCGAUCCCCUUCACCUGACCGGACCCAGUCCUCCGCUUCCCCGAGGGCCAUCCCGCCUUCACGACCCAGCCGAGAUGGCACCCCAGACAUGCAGUCACAACUAUUCAGCGCCGUACCGGUCAUCCACAGCAACCUUUCCUCCCAAUCGCUGCCGAUAGAAAGACGGGGAAGCGAGAUGUCUUCUCGGUCCGGGACAAGAGUGGUGACGGAACCCAAAAAGGCCAAGCCUGCUGAGAAGCCUCGAGCCACUCGCACACCAAGCCCUCAUGUGCCGAGCUCCUUCUCGCGGUUCCCUUUCUUUGGUCGCAAAAAGACUGCAGAGGUAAUUCAGCCGGACAAGAAGGAGAAGGAGAAGGAGAAGGAAAAAGAAGAUGAAAAGGACAAGAAGCUUGUCCGCAAAGGCCCUGCAGCUGGCACCGGCCAUGAAGGCUAUGGACGUCUCGGCACUCAUAAACGACGCAGUGGGAGCAUCAGCAAACUGGUUCGUGGAAACAAAUCGUCGCAGGAGACCCUCGCCAGCAACGACUCCUUUUUGUCCGACCGUGUCAACCCUGUGGUCAUUGCCGGAGGUGAGGUUGUCGAAAACCGAAAUGCGAGUUCAGAACUGCCUCGGACUGAGAGUUCUCAAAGUCUGAGUAGUGAUCUGCCCAAGCCUGGAAGUUCACAUGUCCGCAAAAACUCUCGGCACACCUUGUGGCCAUCACCUAUGUCACGUACCCCUCAUCCUGCCUUCAGCCCUCGCCGACCCUCUGAGAGCAGUGAGUCUGACGUUGUUACAAUGAACUCAACUAUUGCUUUUCGGAGGUCUGUUCAGCGUCUCCGGGCCUCGCCUGAGGAUCCUUUGAGACUUCCCCAUCCUAUCAACACAUCUGGCACUGCCACAUCACCUAUGACGAGCUUUGAUACCAGUGUCAUGUCAGACGACUCUCACUUUGAGUUGCAACGCGAGAUUUCUCGCGAGGCGAGACCUGCCCAUCCUGCUCCCAAGAAGCUCGUCAAGAGACCACGUUCGCCUCGGAAAUGGAACUUGUUUGGAAGGUCAACAAGUGGCCAGCAAGUUCCCCAGCAAAGCGAGAAGGUUGCUGCCACAGUCAAGAUUGUUGAGAAGAAGCCUAUGGCCUUCUAUGCUAUGAUGGACUCGUCUGAGCAAGACGACAGCGAGCCUAUGGACGUUCAAGAAGUCUUGAGGUACGCCGAAGUUUAUGGGAAGUCGCCUAGUCUUGGUGGAACCCCCGAACCCCCCCAAGAAACACCCGAGGUACCAAUUGUUCAACCAACAUCAUCGAGUACCACCACGGGCCGACGCAGCAGGCUUCCCCAGGUCGGUAGGAUCCCCAAGGUGGUGAGCAACCGGGCUGAGAAUACUGCCUCCCCCAAGAGCUUUUCUCGUCCCUUCAGGGCUAGCUUGCAACUGGAUCCUCCUAAUCUUGAGGUUCCUGACGUCGACUCGAUUGCCAAGGGCCCAACACCCCCCAAGCCAUCAACUCCUGUCCCCGAACUCACCAUGGAAGGCUCGACGAUAGGAAGCACCAACAAAACUUCGUCGCAGGGCUCGAUCUCUGGAAUGUCUCCAGGGAUUAGCCGGGUUGAAAAGGAAUUCCUAGCCUUUUCACCCAGGAAGGGCUCUGAAGGGACAAUUGGUACAUCCAGCUCCAGCUGCUCUGGGCUCCUGUCAUUCGCCGGUUCCACUGCCGUCAUUCCUCAACCCAAUGACCCCCCAGCCGAGGAUGAGGUCUGGGAUGAGUAUGAUGAUCUUCUUGGUGAGGACGCUGCCAAGGGACUACCCUCAGCUACCUCAUCAAAGGGAGUUCCUUUCCACCUUGAGAGGUAUCAGUCGAAGCUGUCCAACAAGGGGAAGCCUCUGGAAUCCCCCACAAUUGUCCUCGACGAUCGAAAGGCAGAUAGGAUGUCAAAGGCGACGACCAUUUCCAGCACCUGCAGUGCUGAUAUGACAGAGAGACUGAAGGCUGCUUUCCAACCUCACCCAAGCCCCACAGCUUCCUUUUCGGUCUCUGAGUUUGUUUCGGGCUAUGGAGACCGCAACAAGAGCACCGAGAUCGUCAAGGCGGUCACAGGAUCGCGGCGAGGCAGCCAGUCAUCUUCCGGUACAAGACGGUCGAACGGCAGCAGUUCCUCUGAGGAUGGCUCCCCACUUGCGCAAGUCAACCUACGGGUUGGUUCAAUGACGGUCAGCAAGUGGCUCACCUUUGGACAUGUGCUCUUUAGCGACGUCCGCCAUGAGCUCGUUCCCGUCGAGGGCUCUCUGAAGCGACACUCCAUCUUGGUGAUUGAUGGCCUCGGUAACGAUGACUGGUCCUUCUACGCUGCCGAAACUUACCCAGCUGCCACCUUCUUCAAUCUGUCCCCUCGAGCUCCUCUGCCCCCAGAACUCAAGAGUUCAUCCUCAAGCUUCCCUCUUAGCCCGCCAAACCACCACCAGAUCCAGUACAUGUCUCACCUCGACAAGUUUCCCUUUGCCCCCCAAAGCUUCACGGCGGUUGUCUACCGGUUCCCUGUGGCGGCGCCAGAGGCAUACUAUCGCAGCAUUCUUACAGAAGCUCGACGCGUGCUGAAGCCUGGUGGUUACAUCGAGCUCUCCAUUCUCGAUGUUGACCUGAACAAUAUGGGCAACCGAGGUCGUCGCACGGUACGCCGACUCAAGGAGAGGAUCAACGAAAAGACCCCGGAUACGAGUCUCGGCUCGACCGCGGAUCUCAUUCUGCGUCUCUUGGGCAAGGCUGGUUUCACCACUAUCAAGGCUGCGCGUGUUGGUGUGCCUGUUGCCAGCUCCGUUACUCGUCCGAACGAAGGGAAAGGCAAGACUGUCGCUAGCAAGAAGGAUCAGCCGAGCCUCUCUGAGAUGAUGAGCGACAACAGCCCCUUGGCGGACGAGGGCAUCACCAAGAUGGUUAGCCGUGUUGGUCGUUGGUGGUACACACGUUGCUACGAGAAUGCAGCGGAGAACCCCUCCGGAAGAAGCAUCUGGAGUGACAGACAUCUACUGUCCGAGUGCGAGGAGCUUGGAACAAGCUUGAAGCUCAUGGUCUGCUGUGCCCGAGCUCCACUGGAACGCAUCACCAGUGUUUGA
Messenger RNA from Fusarium vanettenii 77-13-4, 4170 nucleotides. RefSeq lists its product as uncharacterized. The transcript is spliced from 4 exons. The record is from RefSeq and is a predicted model, not a curated record. The coding region runs from base 1 to 4170 and encodes 1389 amino acids. Lineage: Eukaryota; Fungi; Ascomycota; Sordariomycetes; Hypocreales; Nectriaceae.